AUGAAGAAAACUGUCAGCCUAAAGUUAACGCAGUGUUGGUUUGCAGUGGCAAGAUGCCUUUUCAGUGAUUCCAGUGCAUUUGGAAUAGGAGGUGCAGAUCAUGAGCUUUUGCUUUUGUCCCGCUCGCGCCAUUUUCCAUCCUCUGAGGAAUUUGCCAAUGAUGUGAUGAACCGUGGAAAUAACGUGUAUGGAAAAGAGCACUUUAAUGAUCUGUCUGAUAAUAUCAAAAAAAUUAUUACUAGCGACUAUCCGACUCCUGAGGAUUCGGAUAGCAGUUUGUAUAAAGGAAGCAGUGUGCAGGAGACACUCGAUGACCAUUUGGAGGAUCAACGUUUUGGUCUGGAUGCCAAUGGUCAUAUUCAGCUUGAAAAAAGCUCCAUUGGAGCUGAUAAUCCUCAUCCGAGCACACCCACUUUUAGUACUUCGUCGGCUGAAGCUUCCCCCUCAUCUGAUGCCCAUGUUGAAAGCGAAAAUAGUCAGCAGGUACCAAAGGGUUUUGAGCAUGAAAUAUGCAUGGAUCCUACCGCACCCAGUGAUUCUGCUGACUUGAACAAUCAAUCCAAUGUGAGUGUGGUGAAUGAUAUUCUUGAAGAAAAGACAAGCUCAUAUUCUGCUAUUGAGAAUGCAUCAAGUAUGCAGAUAUCUUCAAGUAAGCCUGCUGAAGUGUCCAAUCCAGUCAUCUCUGAUUUAAAUCCUAAAAGCAAUAACUUAAGUCAAAAUGGUGGAAAAAGUUUUGCUAACAAUGCUAUCGAAACUGCUAUACUGGCUAAUUCAUCUUCAGCUCCCUCUUUAUUACAUGCAUCUGAAGUCUGCCCAAAUCCAAAUAGUGCCGAUGGCUUUAAACAUCUAGUCAAUUUGCAGUCUCAUGUCGGCGGUGAAUCAUUGGCAAUGGUGAGGGAGCCAUCAUCAGACAUGACUGCUGGUGUGUUUUUAGAUGUUCCAAAUCUUUAUGAGAAUGCGCGGAACCUGGCUCAACAGACUCAGCAGCUUAUUGCUGAAUUGGUGAGCUAUUUUGUUAAUAGUGUUGUUAGUUAUGUGGGCUACACGCAUAGUUCAGUCAAAGCUGGCUUUAGCUACGUUCAAUCCGUUGCUGAUGAAAAUGCUGUUCUAAAGGCCAUUGGUUUCAAUUUAGCCUUGCAUUUCAUUCGUCUCGUUAUGGGCCUUAUUGAAGAAUGCAUUACUUUCGUCUUUAAGUGCUUGUCUCUAGUACUCCAGACACUUAAGAAUCUGAUAUCCAGUCUUAUUUCAUUGAUAUUGAACAAUAUCCUAGUUACUAUGCUUAUUUUAACUGGUUUUAUAACUGUUGCCAUAAUUACUAUUUCCAUUACCAUAUUUUUAGGCUAUAACACUAAGUUAGCAAACUGGUUCAGAAAGAGAGCUAACAAGAUUGCUACAAAUGAUACCAGUAAAAGACGCAUCAUUGAAAAUGCAAAGUCGAAACAAUUUGUUGAUAAACAUGGCCUGCAUAAGGCUGGCACUGCUUCGCAGUAUGUUAUUAAUGUUGGAAAACAGUCCAAUUCUAACAGUAGCAAAUCCAAUACCAAGUCUAUACCUGAGCAACCAAGUUAUGAGAUACCUAAAGUAUCUACCCAAGUAGACGAGGAGGACAGCAGUCACAUUGCCCCUAAACAAGAUCUUCAAAGCCAAUUAACUGGUGAACAUGUUGAAGUAGUCGAUGCAAAAACUUACAGUGAAUCAGCUAUCAAGCCGACCGCAACAGACGGUGAAACCAACGAUCAAUCAGCAGUUAAGGAACCCAUUUAUGACCAUGAGAACGACAUGGAAGAAUUUAAUCCAAAGCUUGCAGUAAUUCCUGGAUUAGUUGAGGCUGGUAUUUAG
Messenger RNA from Vittaforma corneae ATCC 50505, 1839 nucleotides. RefSeq lists its product as uncharacterized. The record is from RefSeq and is a predicted model, not a curated record. The transcript has a single exon. Bases 1 to 1839 code for a protein of 612 amino acids. Lineage: Eukaryota; Fungi; Microsporidia; Nosematidae.